Messenger RNA from Callorhinchus milii (elephant shark), 2654 nucleotides. Its product is annotated as genetic suppressor element 1-like. The record is from RefSeq and is a predicted model, not a curated record. Lineage: Eukaryota; Metazoa; Chordata; Chondrichthyes; Chimaeriformes; Callorhinchidae. Bases 1 to 897 code for a protein of 298 amino acids. The transcript has 5 exons.
AUGCCCAGGUCUGCUUCUCACUUAAGUAUUCAGAUAACCGCAGUAGCCUCCACCUUAAAUGUUCUCCACACAAAAUAUGCUUCCGGCCUGACAGGUGCACCUGACGUCAGCUGUCUCUCGGUGCUUGCACCUGACAGCAGCCAAACUGUUCAUCCUCAUGAGAAACUGCCAGCCAAGCCUCGGGCAGAGCCACGGCUGACACCACCAGCUCUGGAAUCCGUGUCAAAUGAUCGCACAAGCAGCGUAAAUGAGAACAAAUCUGACAAGCUGGGAACAGCAGAUUUCAGCGGCGCCUCCAGUGACAAGUGCAAACCAUAUGGGAUGGUAACUGACAGGAAUAGGAAACUCAAACCGCCUCACCAGUUCACCCGCAACUUCCAGGAUUCCGUGCUGCAGAGCGCUGAGAUGCAGGCUUCACAUCAUCACCCAGUGGGUGAAGCACAGAGUGAUAGAAGUUGCAGUUCCAUAGCUCCGCGAUCGUCAUUGUGUGACGUACCAAAGCAGCAACAGCGGCGGCAGCAGCAGCAGACAACUGAGGUCCUGCAACAUCUAGAUCAAAGCAGACAGGAUGUUCUUCAGGCUGAAGAAUCUGAAAGCGAGGAUGAGAUGAAUUGGCAGCCAAAAUGGCAGGGGGUCACGGCGGUCCUCGAAGCUUACCAGGAGUACCUUGAAGAGAAAAACCUCGAGCAGCAACUGCUUGAGGAGCAGCUGAGUCAUCUCAAAAAUAGAAAUCAGGAACUGAACGUUACAGCAGAGAAUCUCCGUGUACAUAUGUUGGAGCUGAAGCUGUGUAAGCAGAGGUUCGAAGUGGAGCGCCAGUGCCAUCAGGCUGCUCUCAACAACCUGCGCAAGUGCCUUGACCUGACACAUUGCUGGCCCACAUCAUCAUACAGGUGAACCCUGUUCCACCCUCUCACACACACACACAAACACAAAGAAAUAGCAGCAGAAAAGCAUGCACAGUCGGAAUGCUUUGGCUUCGAGAUAAGGUGUUACUUCAAAGCACCCGGAUCAGUUUCCAAUCAUACGAUCACUUGUUUAAAGAAUCUGCAAGAUGCAGCUCGGGACUUCGGGAAAAACUCAAUGAACAGAACUCUCCACUUACAGGAGGUGAUCAUUGCCAAACAGCUCGGUCCAGCUCGCCUGCUCACCUUUCACAGCCAAGCUAGAUCCAAAGCCACUGUAGUUUAGCACUGAUCCACUGGGAAACCUGUAUGUUGAUACCUUGAGCAUCCUCAGGUUGUACCAAAAUAAUGCAGAUAAGGCCACGCAGAAAAGAAAAGAAUGUUUAAUUGAUAAUGCGAUGUGUGGAAAGAGUACUUUUUUGUAUUCACUUAAAGAAAUGUAUUUUUGUUCUCACUUAUAAUUUGUAUUUUAGCUGCUGGAAGCAUUUAUUUGUAUGCUAGAAAUAGAAGUGCAAUUAGUGGAAAUGUCUACUAUAUAUAAGGACUUUAAUAGGCAAUGUUUUCAGAAAUUUUUGACAUUAAUUAUUAACUAAUUAUUUUUGUGGCCCCCAACAAGUCAUCAUUUUUUUUUAAGUAACUUUUUGAAACACCACUCAUUGUCUAACACUUAGUAAGUUUGUCAAUUUUAUCUGCAAUACAUAUUUGUUUGUAUAUUACCAUACUGUUUUACAGUAUAAUUCAAUGGUGUUAAAAGUGAAAUGUAUAUUUUGAAGUUCUGCAAAAGGUUUGCUUUUAUUCCAGUUGUUGGGUAAUAAAAGGUACAGAUUCACGUUGAAAUGCAUAGAUUAAUACAGUGAUAGAAGGCAGGAUAUUGUAAAAGGAUAGAUCUGUUGUUUUACUUUGUUGCUUAAAUAAUGUAAAUGCUGAGCGAAAACUACCUUUUAAUACACAGGACCACUUCUAGUAUUAGAAAUGACUUGAAGUACUUUUUCUAUUUUUUGUAAUAAAGUUAACAAAAGCAAAUGUUUUGCUUUUAUGCAGAGGUAUGUGAGACUCAUCUUAACCUUGAUGAAGAGGAAUGAUGAUAAAAUGUCUUUAUACAUAAUCAUUACAAUAUUUUUAACAGAAUAAUAUGUGAGGUUUUUUUUCAGUUGCCUAUAAAUACAAAAUGUCCAAUAAACAGGGCUAGCAUAACACUGUUUAAAAUGAAGUUUAAUCAGAUGAUAUAUAACUAUAAGCAUUAUGAGAAUUGUUAUAUACAAUUUGAAGCACUUUUGUGCAAUGUAUUUUUUUUGAAAAAGAAGAUAUCCUCUGUGCACCUAAGACUUUGCUGCAGUGUGAAGCAUUUAAGAGUUUCAUAGAGGUGACUAAAAUAAAUAACAUUCAAAAUGUUUUAAAAAACGGUCCUUUUAUUAGUAAAUUAUUGGAGGAACUAUUUGGAACUGGAACUGUUUACCUGGUCUUCUAAAAUGAGCCGGUUUUCUUUUACACUGAGAGUGUUUUUAAACAAUGGCAAAUUGAACAAAGCAAUCCUCGUAUCUUCAGCUCUCUAUUACUUUACAAAAAUGGCCUUUCGCGUUAAAAAUAAAAGUAGCCAACUAGUUCUUUAAUGAAGCCUAGCCUUUACCGUUUGCAACAAGUUUCAAAAUUUAACAGGUAUUUAUUAUUUGAAGUCAUGAUUUUUAAGUAUUUAUUCAUUGUCUGCUGUGACUAAAAUAAGCAUUUGUUAAUAAAGUUUUGUACACAUUA